CACACAUUAUAUUUACAUAUAGCGACAUAAUUACACUGUCGAUUAGAUUUCGGUUUCGGCGCGCGCCCUCCUACUUUUCGCACUUCUCCUUUUAACUAGGCGCACUGCGCUUUUACGCACGACUCCACUGACUUUCUGUAGCAGUGCAGAGUGUCAUGAGGACCGUCAGUGUAUGAGCGACAAGCUGCCAUCUCUGCUCGAUGAUGAUCAUCCUGCCUGCUCUGUUAAUUCUUUGGGGAGAAGCGGCUCAGUGCCUGGAGGAGGAUGGAAGAUUUAACUUAAAGGGAGACCUCCGUCACUUCGCCGUGGCCAAUGGCACGGUUUACAUCGCUACUGAGGAGAUGCUGUACCAACUAAACCACGACCUGACUCUGGUCCGGAGUCUGAGCCAGAGAGGAUUCUUGGCACACAUUCCUGGCACAUCUGAGCUGAAGUUAAACCGAUCUUCUGAUAAGGGGAACGUUACGUUCAGUGUCAACAUGUUAUUACCGCAUGUUGCAGACGAAAAUGUGAUAGUUUGCGGUGUUAUUGAUAAGGGGUGCGGUUAUUGUGAACUGUUGGACUUCAAGAACAUUGCCAAUGUUCUGUACUGGGAAGAAAUCGAGGUAGGUUCUUUGUGGCGCAGCAGUGCGUCCGUGAGCCUCCUGGUGAGUGUGGAGACUCAGACCCGGGCAGAGACUUACAUUCUCACCGCCGUGCAGCAAUACAAGGAAGAGCCGACAAAGACAGGCUGCCCACCUUUGUCAGAUGCAGUGAACCUUUGUAACACGAAUAACAAUCAACCAGGACUAAUAUUUUCUAUUAAUAGCGAAGACAUAGAUCCUGCGAUCACACGGGAAGACGAUGUGGAGUUUGUGGAUGGAUUUCAGAUGAAUUCCAUCAUCUAUCUUUUCUCCAAUCUGCCCUCAAAAGACAGAAACAACAAAGUCCGUCUCCUUUGGCUUGAAGGCAAAGAAGGCAAAUAUCAGACUCUGAAGUCGCUCCGGGGCGCAACUCUCAGAGUCUCUGAUGGAGAGAAAGGACUCAGACUGAUCGCCUCCUCGGUGAUCCCGGGCGGUCCGCCGGUGCUCUGGUGCGGCGUGUUCAGUGUGGACGGAGGACAAACCAACACCGAGCUGGUGCUGUUCGACAUCAGCCCUGAUCUCACCAGAGAGCAAGAUAUGGACCCGGACUUCUGCUCUGACUGUCGUGAUAAGAAAGAGGAUGAGCCAAAGACACUGAAGCCAAAGAAAGUGAUCUUCAAGCAGAAUUCCAUGACCUCUGUGCUGGCAGUGACACAGAAAAACUGGAUGGUUUUCUUCAUUGGGACGGGAGACGGGCAGCUCAUUAAGCUUGCUGUGGACAAGAAGUACCAGACCACGUGUUCCAGAGUGCUCUACAAAACCAGUGACGACCGCAAAGUGUUUCAGACAUUACAUCUAGAUAAGGUGGAUCUUAAACAUGUGUACGUGCCAUUUCAAAACCAGAUAAAUCGUGUUCCAGUGUCAAAGUGCAGCACUUACAAAACAUUGCAGGAGUGUUGGUCUGCACAGGAUCCGUAUUGUGUUUGGUGUGGAUCUGAAAAAAGCUGUACGUUUGAAGAUGACUGCAAAGACUCAGACUGGCUGUCCAUUCCUGAUGAUUCUCAACAGAAGAUGGUUUCAUACAAAGUUGCACAGGAAAACACUGGACAGAUCACACUUACCAUCCAGAUGCAUCUGUCGGUGGGCAAGAGUGCACGUUCUAACUUCAUCUGUCAAUUAGAACAUUUUAAAAUGAAAAACCCUGAACUACAAUUCCCACAGUGCACCUUCAUACUUGAAAAUACUACAUUUCCUACUCAAGGACUGCCUAUUAAACUUAAGGUUGGACUUGGGACGACAGAACUGUUAGAACGGCUGAACCUUCUCAACUGCACCAAAAUUAGUGGACCACCAACAUCUGUCUUGUGUCGGCAGUGCAUUGAUGCUGGGUGUAGCUGGACCACAAACGGAUGUUCCUGGGCCAAUAAAGGAGUAGGAAAUGACGGUGUUUGCCAGAUGAUGGAGUCAUGGAUGAACUUCUCAAGACCACAGAUCUCCUCCAUCACUCCCAGUGUUGUGUCCUUCUACGGCAGAAACAAUGCAGUGUUGAAGGGUUUUAACCUCAGUUCUGUGAUCAGAGUGAGGUUCCAGGCAGACUGCACACCACAAGAGUUUCCUGUUUGGGACAACACUGGUGAAAAUCUGACCUUUCACAUUCCCAGUGCAGAAAAUAAAGGAGUAGUCAAAGUAUGCCUUCUCCUCCCAGAUGGCAGUUGCCAUGGCAGCGCCAAAAUCACCUACCGAUCGGCACCAUCCUGCACGAGUAUUUCACCCAAAAGCACUUGGAUAAGUGGGAACCGGAAGAUCAAAUUAAUGGGAUCUCUCCUGGAGCUUGUGGAAGCUAUCAAACACAGCAAAGUCCUGCAGGAAGUCAGACUGCCCAGUCACAACACCUAUCAGGCUCUACAGACUCUCACCUAUGACUCGCCUGCAGCUACAAACGCUUACUCGACUUUUUCGAGCACUUUGUCUCUGAAAGUAGCAAAUGAAACCUUGCCCUGUUCCACAACAAUAACCUACUACCCAGACCCUGAGUUUACAAGCUUCUCUUCUACAAUGACAGGGGACGAUGUCCGCAUCACCAUACAGAAAAAGGCAGACAAACUAGGGAUGAACAUAACAGAGUUGUCUGUGUGGGGCAUUCAUGAAGAAAACCGACACCCCUGCAUCAUGGUGGACCAAGAAACCAAUGAUGAGACUGAGAUUGAAUUUUUCACCUGUGAGAUCCAAAACACUCGCAUUACAAAAUUUCGGGAGUUAGAGAUACAGUAUGGAGACAAUACAAUAAGUCUUAAAUCUACAUUCCAUCUGUACUUUCUGAUACUGCUUGUCCUCCUGCUCAUACCUUGCAUUAUUGUUGCUGUAGUGAUCAUCUUCCGAAGCAAACAAAAGAAGUUCACUGAAAAGAUGAACAGGGUUAUGGAAGACCUGGAGCUCGACAUCAGGAACGACAUUAGACAAGGUUUUGUUGAUCUGCAGACGGAGCGAGCCGACCUGAUGGAAAAUGUUGGAGCCAUUCCUUUCCUGGAUUACAAGCACUUUGCCUCCAGAAUCUUCUUUUCUGACACUAACCCUGAGAGUGAAGCGUUCAGGAAAUUGUGUAUCAAAGACAUCGGUCAGGAUGCGGUGAAGGUUCAACUUGAUGAGUCAUGCAAUGGCUUAUCCAGGCUGAUCCAGGACCCGCUCUUCCUCACAUCCAUGGUGCACGCUCUGGAGGAGCAGAAGAGCUUCAACCUUAGAGAGAAGUGUGUGCUGGCAUCACUACUGACUGUAGCACUCCACAACAACUUGUCGUACCUGACGGAGGUGAUGGAGGCUCUGCUGAAGGCUCUGAUGCAUCAGAACAGUAACACUCAGCCCAAACUGCUUCUUCGACGCACCGAGUCCACCGUGGAGAAACUGCUGACCAACUGGAUGUCCAUCUGCAUGUACGGCUUCCUCAGGGAAACGGUUGGUCAACACCUGUUCCUGAUGGUGAGCGCUCUGACGCAGCAGAGUGCCAAAGGACCCGUGGACUGCGUGACAGAGAAGGCUCUGUACACACUCAGCGAAGACUGGCUGCUGUGGCAGGCUCAAGACUUCACCUCCCUGAAGCUGAAGGUGCUGUUUGCUGUGGGCGUUGAUGGAGAGGUCAGCGAGCCUCUGGAGGUGAACGCUCUCAGCUGUGACUCAGUAGAACAAGUCAAAGAGAAAAUCCUGUCCACCUUCAAGGCCAAGUUUGGUUUCCCCUUCAUCACGCCCCUGAGGGACGUUUGUAUCGAGUUUGAGAAGAACGGAUCGUUUGUUCCUCUUGAAGAAGUGGACUCGAGCUCAGAGGUGAUCGGGGAGGUGAUGAUGCUCAACACACUGAAGCACUACAAGGUUCCUGACGGAGCGACAAUCAAAGUGCUUUCGAAAAAAACUCACCCUCCUCUGAGCCCACAGGGGAGUCUGAAGGAUGACGAGAACUUCUCUGGGAAAUAUUUCCAUUUGAUUGAUCCGGAUGUCGAUGAGGACCAGAGGAAGAGCCCAGAGAGGAAGAAGUUAAAACUGAAGGAAGUGCACCUCACCAAGCUGCUCUCCACCAAGGUGGCGGUGCACUCGUUUGUGGAGAACCUGUUCAGAUCGAUCUGGGGGAUGCCACACUGCAGAGCCCCACACGCUGUCAAAUAUUUCUUUGACUUUCUGGACACUCAGGCGGACAACAUGAAGAUCACUGACCCAGAUGUCCUGCACAUCUGGAAGACAAACAGUUUGCCUCUGCGCUUCUGGAUCAACAUCCUGAAAAAUCCACAGUUUGUCUUCGACACGGAGAAGACGCCAAAUUUGGACGGCUGCCUGUCAGUCAUCGCUCAGGCCUUCAUGGACUCUUUUUCUCUGAGCGAGAUUCAACUGGGGAAGAAUUCUCCGACGAACAAGCUCCUCUAUGCCAAAGACAUCCCCAAGUACAAACAGGAAGUCCAGCUUUACUACAAGCAGAUAAGGGACCAGCCGCUAAUCACUGCCUCAGAAUUCAAAGACUUUCUGCUGGAGGAGUCGAAGAAACAUGAAAACGAGUUCAACGAAGCUGCCGUCCUCAGGGAGCUCUACAAAUUCAUCCAGCGAUACUUCACAGAGAUCAAAGAGAAGCUGGACCAAAACGGAGCUCCUGCUGAGCUGAUUGAGCAGCUGCAUGAAGUGAAAAACCAGUUUGAUGGACUAAAAAGCUGCUCCUGGAAUUGAGCUGCCUCCUUUUACUCAAAUGAACAAACUCUGAAGGACGUGGUGAGUGUGAAGCUCUGAUGAAGCCGUCAGGAGAAGACUGAGGAGAGGCCUGUAACAUCCCCUGCUAUGGCGGACAUGAAGAGCUGAACAUGAGCUUAAAGGAGGUACCAGCCUUAUGAUCCAGCGGGGUGCUUUGUGUCUCAUGAUUUCUUGGUUUUUUUCACCGAGGAGACAAAAGUUUGUCGACGUUCUGAAUAUUGGCAUUAAAAUAUCCAAACUUGAAGAUACCGUCCUGGACACUUUUAACUGGAAGGACUGACGGCGGGUUCUAUGCAACAACUUCAACGUCAAAAACACCAAUACUGACUGUUACGACUCAUGACUGCACACACAAACAAAACCACAGUAAAAAAAUGUAUCUGUACAUAUUUUAAAAUGCAUUUAAAGUACAGCAAAAGUCUGUAUCAACAUUGUGCAGUUUGUAUAAACUCAACUGUAUAAUAAAACAUUUAUGACAUGA
Labrus mixtus (cuckoo wrasse) is the source of this 5265-nucleotide messenger RNA. It is a transcript of the gene plxnc1, whose product is annotated as plexin C1. Gene Ontology annotation, cellular component: semaphorin receptor complex. NCBI's taxonomy places the organism in Eukaryota, Metazoa, Chordata, Actinopteri, Labriformes, Labridae. Gene Ontology annotation, molecular function: protein binding; semaphorin receptor activity. The record is from RefSeq and is a predicted model, not a curated record. Gene Ontology annotation, biological process: positive regulation of axonogenesis; negative regulation of cell adhesion; regulation of cell migration. The transcript has 31 exons. Bases 201 to 4763 code for a protein of 1520 amino acids.